AUGGUUGCCUUCGGUUUUGCGCCGCUCUCCAUUUGGAUCCUUUACCUCGCCGCCACCAGUCUUGCAACGUCGUCAAAAACCGUCUCCUGUUUUCCGGAUGCAAUCCAUAUCGACGGCCAUAGCCAUAAAGGUCUCGACGCCCCCAGAGUAAGGGUGCCUGCGCGCCGCUCUCUUUUUGAAAAGAGGGCCCGCCACCCUUUUGUCUCCUGUUUCGCCCGUGACUUAACAGGGACCUGUUUAACGGCGUCGACAAUUUUUGCAAUGGGAACUCCACGCGCGGCAAUUUUUGCUUUAACGAUACGGCCAGUGCAGGCCUUUAGCGAUAUCGUCCGUAACGUUAGUCCUAACCACAUUUGGCUUAAUCUUUGUGGUAAAGGCCCCAGAACAUUUGAGGCAAUGAACUACUGCAACUGGUUCCUCGAAAAUUAUGUCGAAAAUUCCGAGCGACAAACUUUAUCAAUUAAAUCGGAAAACCACUCCGAACGAUCGGUAAAGCGGGAUUUAACGGUCCUACAUUUGUGGAGGACUUUUGUAACGGCGGCCGACAACACCAUUCUUUAUCCAAAAAGCCAGAUCGUUACCGAUUGUAAUCCUAGUUUGUGGACCCUGGUGUAUAUAGACGGCAAAGCGCGGCGUGGAUCGGGGCCAGUUAGCGAUAUUGUAGACUCCCCGACCGAGAGAAUCUGGCAACCGCCGCGCCUCAUCCGCUCCCACGUCACAGAUUGGAAGUCCUGGGCCUGUGGUUGA
Molecule: messenger RNA, 747 nt
Organism: Pyricularia oryzae 70-15
Lineage: Eukaryota; Fungi; Ascomycota; Sordariomycetes; Magnaporthales; Pyriculariaceae
Exons: 4
Coding region: 1-747 (248 amino acids)
Source: RefSeq, a predicted model, not a curated record